Molecule: messenger RNA, 1609 nt
Organism: Antechinus flavipes (yellow-footed antechinus)
Lineage: Eukaryota; Metazoa; Chordata; Mammalia; Dasyuromorphia; Dasyuridae
Product: mitogen-activated protein kinase kinase kinase 11-like
Exons: 3
Coding region: 159-905 (248 amino acids)
Source: RefSeq, a predicted model, not a curated record
UGUUAUAUGUGUAAUGGGCUGAGGCUUGAGUUGAUGCACUGAGGUCCCAAGCACAUGAGGCUAAACAGCAAUUGGACCAUACGCUAUUAAUAUAUAUGCUUGGAGAAAGAAUGGCCCCCACCCACUCUUAGUACAAGUCCUGAUGUGUCGUAUAGGAAAUGAUGAUUUUGGUGGGUGGAGGCAGGGGGGCAGAGAAGGAAGUGGAAAGGGAGACUGCUGGCUGGCGUCUUGACACAACCCCUCGGACCGCAGCGGGACCCCCAAGAUCAUCCAGGGGGCCCUGCUCCAGAGAACAGCUCUGUUGGCCUCCCUGGGCCUGGGCCGGGACCUGCAGCAGGCUGGCAGCGGAGCCCGAGACAAGGGAGACGCCAUCCCCGAAGAGGCGUCGUUCCCCCCCCCCCCUCCUCUCAUUCGCUUUUCUCCCAAAACUCCGGAUGCCCCGCCCUCUCCAGCGAGCCCGGACCCUUAGGCACCUCCCAGCCCCCCUCUGCUUGACCUGGGAACCCCCGGGGGGGCAGCCCUUUGCCAAAAGCCCCCGUCAAGAGGAAGAGACGCGGGGUGGGGCUGUGUCCCUCCCUCCCAGGGCCUUCCGUCCUCCCCCUCCCCCCCGCACCCCCGGUCCCCAACGCUGGACCUCAUCGGCAGGCCCCGGCCUUCACCCCUCCGGAGCCGCAUUGACCCCUGGAGUUUUGUGUUCACUGGACCCCGGCCGUCCCCACUUCCGUCCCCACAGCCUGCCCCCCGCCGAGCCCCUUGGACCCUGUUCCCAGACUUGGACCCCUUCCGGGUCCCCCCACCUUUCAAUCCUUUUGGCCCACAGUCGCCCCAGAACAGCAGAGCCCAGACCAAAAGACAUGGGGGGCCAGGCUCCUUGGGGAGCCACAGAGCCAGAGGGGAGCCCCUGAGCGAGGGGGGCAAGGUGUACCCCACGAUGAGGUGGGAGUGUCUCGGCGCCUUUUGGGGAGGUGGAUGCACAUUGCUAAUCCCCCUUCACCUCUGCUGGCUGGCUUCCUGUCGCAACUGCCCAUAUUGCUAUCGCAAUCCCCCUUCAUCUCAAGAAGAAUAAAGAUUGAAGAUUUUUCCCUUAACCUGAAUUCCUGACUCCGGCUGAUUUUAAAUAUGCAGUCAUCACAACAUGAAAUGCAUGCAUGUUUAUGGGCACAAUGAAAUUUACAAGGCAGGAAGGCAACUGUUCAUACAAAAGCUAACUGAAAUCUUCUGGAUUAUUUUAUAAGAAGAAUUCCCCAGGAGUUCAAGGAUGCCUCCAUUAUCCAUUUCUCUAAAGAGGUGGGACCUUGCUGUUGGAUUGUCAAGACUUGGAAUCUUGCUGCAGGCCCCUACUGUAAAGCUGACUGCUGCAGUGCUCUUGGAUCGCCUGUUCUCACUCUACUCAUGCCCCAGUAACUUAGACCUUUCCUGCCAUGCUGGUCUCUUGGAGUCUUAUGCUGACCUCCCUCUCCCAAGAUACUGUUCACUACCUCUGGAUCUUUGAGCUCUUGAUCUUUUGGACUUCUAUAGUUUCUCAGAUCUCAUAGUCCCAGACCUGGGCCAUUGAGUCCUGCAUAUUGAAAUGAUCUGGUCGACACUGUGCUGGUAUGGUUCAGGUUUA